Molecule: messenger RNA, 1509 nt
Organism: Adineta ricciae
Lineage: Eukaryota; Metazoa; Rotifera; Eurotatoria; Adinetida; Adinetidae
Source: the annotation of a GenBank genome assembly
AUGGAGUUUGUCAACCAAUGUAUUCCACCAUUGGAUUUUAAUAUUCCAGAAUAUUCAGAUUUAACUCCAAUUUCACUCCGAACACCCCUAUUCUCAAAUAUUAAAUUCAAAUUUCCAAGAAGAACUAAAACAGUACUUAAUCCUUUGAUAUUAAUAGUGAUACUAUGUUUCAUUAUAACUAUCUUCUUGACAAUUUUUUUUAGAUACAAAACGAAUCAUAAUAUUCAAACAUCAUCAGGUAAAGCCAAUGAACAAGUCAAACAAUAUGAUAUCCUUUGGUCGUUUGAAAAUACUGUCAAUGACAUAAACAAUUUGUACCCCGGUUUUCUAAUGAAUAAUCCCUUCUAUAUUGAUGGAUAUGUUGGUAAAGGAUUAUGUUUCAACGGUGUUAAUCAAUAUGUUGAUACAACAGCACCUAUUGACUUUUUAAAUCGUAGUUUUACUGUUGAAGUUUGGGUCUAUUGGAUCGAUCUUUAUAAUUAUACAUUUAAUGGAAUUUUCGGUCAAUGCUCAUGCGAUAAUACUUGUAUUAGUAGAUGUUUGCAUUUAUUGAUACGAGAUAAAUAUGCUUACUUGGGAUUUUAUGAAAAUGAUCUAAAAGGGCAUACAAUUAUCGAAAACAGUACUUGGACUCAUAUCACAUAUGUAUAUGAUUAUAGUCAGUACGGACAACAGGAAGUCUAUGUAAAUGGUUUAUUGGAUGGAAGACGAACAGGGAAAGCGUAUCAAGGUGUAACAAGUAAUAGUGUAAUUGGAAAAUCAUUUGUCAGUGCUGGUGUGGAUUCUGGCCAAUAUUUUACUGGCAUAAUAGAUCAACUCUCAGUCACAUUCGGAAUAAAAACAGCUAAACAAAUAUUAGAUGAUGCUACAUUAUGUGCAUAUUAUAGUUUCGAUCAAGGUUCUCUUGCAGAUUUUGGUCCUAAUGGUUUGAAUGGAACAGCUAUGAAUACCGUGAGUAUCAAAGGUCAUGUUAAUCAGGCUUUGAAAUUCUCAAUGUCAACAUCAUACUUCCAAGCAGCUGGUUUUACAGCAUUAGCUACUUCAAAUAAAGCUUUUUCAAUUGCAUUUUGGAUAAAUCCUCUUCAGAUUGACAAGGGAACCAUAUUAUUUGUAUCGAAUACUGAUGAUUCCUGGUGUUUACCAUUUAUUGGAUUUACUAGCAACGGUACACUUGUUGCACAGAUAAAAUCAGAUCAAAAUACAAUUAUUUCAACUAUGGGACCUACAUUGGAGAAAAAUAUAUGGACACAUAUUGCGAUAACUUACAGUAGAUUCAACGGUCAACGAAUCUACAUCAAUGGUUUUCUGCAUUCAUCUAGUCCUAAGAACAUUUCGUAUAGUGCUAGUGAACAAUCUAAUUAUAUCACUGUUGGUACGUCUUUAGCUUUUCAUUCACAAUGUAAUCAAAGCAAAAUUCAAUCAGGACAAUUUUAUGGUUCUAUUGAUGAACUAAGAAUCUACAGUCGUGAACUUAUCGGAACUGACAUACGCACUUUCAUUAAUAUAUAA